Microdochium trichocladiopsis is the source of this 1363-nucleotide messenger RNA. Its product is annotated as Pyoverdine/dityrosine biosynthesis protein-domain-containing protein. The transcript is spliced from 4 exons. The record is from RefSeq and is a predicted model, not a curated record. Lineage: Eukaryota; Fungi; Ascomycota; Sordariomycetes; Xylariales; Microdochiaceae. Bases 1 to 1260 code for a protein of 419 amino acids.
AUGUCGACCGAUGUUGAUCAUCAGAAACCCUCCGAAGUCUUAUAUGAGCACACACCGGCUGUCGCCAUAGCUGCAUCAGACGUCUCACUCGACGACUCCAUGUCGACGAGAUCCUCCAGCUCCAGUGUCCCAACCGAGAUGACUGAGCCCCCCACCACAGAUGACAAGAUGGAAGGCCCCAGCGAGACCGAAGUCUCGGAGACUUCCAACAGAAUCCUGGACGUCAUCCUAGAAUACUCUCUCAACAAGUUCGACAGCACCGCAGAACUGCACAACGCCGGCAGGCCCAAGUUCCUAGCCGUCAUCUCCCGCUUCAUCAGGGCACGGCAAAAGGUGGUCAUGUGUCUGCCAGCAUUUCCGUUCAAGUCGGCGAACAAGGUCGAAAAGGUUCUGGGUACCCUCCCGGAUAAAGCCGAAGAAUUGGCACUCGGUAGACUAGACUCCAUGUGCGCCACCAUUGGCCAAUUCUAUGAGCCGGGGGCAGAGCUCACUAUCAUUUCGGACGGUCUGGUUUACAAUGACCUGCUCGGCAUUUCCGACCAAGAGACCUGGCGCUACGGAUCGGCGCUGCGGGCCAUGGCCGAGCGCAAGGCCUUCUCUCAUCUCGCAUUUUCCCGUCUUCAGGAUCUGGUCCCGGUGAAGAACCUGCCCGAUGACCUUGUCGAGCUCUCGUACGUUGCCAAUGCAACCAACUUCCGCCGGACCCUGCUCAACAUGCACGGCCGGGACGGCGACAUCGACAUCGACCACGAGAUUGCCACGAACCCGGACACGCUCAUGACGUACAGGGGGUACUGCCGCUUUCUCGAGUCGGACCUGCAGUACAUCUAUGGCUGCGUGCCGAAGGGUCGCACCCGAGCUUACAAGAGAGAUGUCAAGUAUCUCGUCAAGCAGAUGCUGAUUCGGGGAUACGCAUUUGCCGGAGCCGUCAAAGCACGCUUUCCGAACCAUCUGCGUCUCAGCAUCCACCAGUCAACAGGAGAGCACAAAAUAUCUCUCAGCUUGCUCAACACCAAGACCGGCUUCACGACGCCGUGGCACUGCAGCGUCGCGUUGAUGUCAGAUGGGGAGUGGCUCAGCGCCCUCAUGAGCGACUUCAAGGCCGAUCCCUUGCUGGAGCUCGUCGAGGAGGAUGGCCGACCGAGCUACUUCAAGGAAGUGCCCCGUCAGCGGCCGUACCUGAACGGCAGGUCGAGGUCGCCUGUAGCUGAUAAAGAGGAGCGGCUGGUGGGCCGUAGGGCAAUGGCAUGUGCGUCGUAGAGCCCCUCUCCCAAGCUGCUAUAUAGAACGAAGUCGUGGUUAAGCUUAUAGCUGUCACGACUGUCGCGGCCUCAAGAUGCCUCUCCAUGAAGGGGGCCUGCAC